AUCAGUUUUUGUGCUCACCGUCCUGGAACACAGUUGUUCGGAAUGUCAGAAUAUUUGUGAGUGGCUGUGCGUCGCAUAUAAAAUGAACCAUGGUGAUCUAUCUGUGCCCGGUGGAUAGAAAGUACGCUUGCUCUUGGGAGGGCAAUUCCUCAGACAUCUUGGACCAUUUCGAGAAGGAGCACGAUGAUCUACUCUUCUUCACCAACACCAUCAAGAUAGACCUGAAGACUCCUUCCGAGAACAGGCUGUUCUUCAUCGACGACGAGGUUUACCUCGGUCAAACGAAGAUAUACGAUAACGUUUUAGUUAUAUAUUUAAGAUACUUGGGCCCUGAGAAGUUAGCAGCUAAGAUAUCCUACACGGUCAAUCUAAGAUCCGGAGAUCAACUCGUAAGUCAGGAAUACGUGUCGGUAUCCGAACAAGGAAGUUUGGAAAUUAAACUAGAAUCUCUAGAAGAGGUCUACAAUGAAGUUGAACACCUCCACUGCACUUUUAACAUAACCAAAGGUUUCGGCAGCAACAGUUCCGACGAUGGGGUCUUCCUUGAGGACGACCUACACCACGACACUUUUGAUUUUCUCCACAUGCCCAUUCCUAGGAAGAGAAGCUUGGACGAAGGAAAGCGAAAAAGCUUCCCAAGCCAAGGUAAUGAAAGUGAGGUCAACGAAGUGUCGCUUGUGCGAUCGAAAACUAUAAACUACGAAGAAAUAAAGAGGAGGAACAUCCUCAAAAGGGCGAGUAGCAACCUAAGCUUAGGGGCUAUCCUAGAAAGUGACUCGGACUUAAACUGUACCAACUGUGGAAUAAUAUUGGUGCCUCCGAUAUUUCUCUGUCCUUGUGGUCACAGUUUCUGCUUAAAAUGCAAGAGCGGGAUCUGCAAAGUCUGCAUGGAAGAUAUAACUGACGAAAGGAACACAGAACUAGAAGGAAAAUACAAUAAGUACUUGCACCCGUGCAAGUAUAAGAAAGGGGGAUGUCCCCAAAAGCUCAUCUACAGCGACCUUAAUGAACACGAAGCUAGCUGCGCUUUCUGCGAUUAUAAAUGUCCCAUGGAUGAAUGCAGCUUCGUGGGACAAUUCAAGGGCUUGAGCAAACAUCUCAAAUUGAUACAUGGCAGCACGAAAAUCCUCGAAGCUUUUAUAAUGUUCUUCCAGAACACCUCAGAAGCGUUUUUGGUGAACGAGGAGAAAGGAAUAUUUUACUGUUACGUAAAAUAUUUCCCCGAUAAUGUUCUAUGGGAAGCCGUUUUCUGCGGGCCCAAAGAGAGGAGGUUUUUCUGCGAAUUGAAAUUUAAAGAAGGCAAACUGAAGAAACCUCUGCUGCUGAGGCAUAUCGAAAAUACGUACAGCGUACGAAUGAGCUUUCAAGAACUUAAAAGACUGAAGUUAAAGUCUAAAAAUGCUGUACUUACUAUUACGUGUUAAAUUGAAGCGGUUUAAACAAUUAGAAUCGUAAUUUAUUAGUGUUUAAGCUGUCACUGAAGUGCAAAAACAUACAGUGUAGGAAAGUCUAGAUGGUCUAUCAGAAGUUACGUGAGAGCGAUAAAGUAAGCCAUAGAAAUCCAUGUGAUA
Messenger RNA from Anoplophora glabripennis (Asian longhorned beetle), 1571 nucleotides. RefSeq lists its product as uncharacterized. Gene Ontology annotation, molecular function: ubiquitin protein ligase activity; ubiquitin conjugating enzyme binding; zinc ion binding. Lineage: Eukaryota; Metazoa; Arthropoda; Insecta; Coleoptera; Cerambycidae. The transcript has 2 exons. Gene Ontology annotation, biological process: multicellular organism development; proteasome-mediated ubiquitin-dependent protein catabolic process. Gene Ontology annotation, cellular component: cytoplasm. The record is from RefSeq and is a predicted model, not a curated record. Bases 90 to 1424 code for a protein of 444 amino acids.